CUCACCAAGCCCCGCCCCCUCCCGCUCCGUGCGGUUGAGGUGCGGAAUCCCCGGGGAUAACGGUCGCUGUCGCUCGGUGAAGAGACGGAAAAGCUGGGCCCGGGGCCGGCGAUUUUGGUGCUGUCUGCAGACUCUCCCUCUCCAGGCACAGUGUGGUCAGUGUCAGUUCCAGCAGAAUUGGAGAAGAGAGUGAUUGGGAUUCUGUUGAGUCGUUUCUAAUAACAUACCAUUUUUGUAAUCUCUGCCUGUUCCUUGAGAACACUUGAUGUUACAUCGAAUCCACUGGGUGUUCACAGUGACAUGAAGAUUUAUUUUGUCUUUGUACUUCUUUUUACACAGCUUCACCUGAGUGAAUCAAAAGUUCCAGAAGAAUCCGUCAUUUUAGCUGCUGCAGGAAGUGAUGUUACAUUCCCUGGACCAGAACAUCCUGAAACUUAUACAAGAUCAGUUUGGAUUUUUUAUAAUCACAUAAUAUCAGACGUUGUUUCAUUUAGCAAAGUAUCUGAACCCCGUAUUCAAAUCAGAAAGAAGUACAAAAGUCGAAUUCAGCCUAAUGCAACAACUUUGACCCUUGUCCUGCAGAAUGUAGAGGAAUCCGAUACUGGUAUCUACAAAUUAUUUAGCCGCCAGCAUGUUCGCACCAUAAGUGAAGUGACUCUUCAUGUGUACAAACUGCUUGGUGAAUCUCGCAUAUCCAGCAAUUCCAGCCAGGAAAACAGUACAAUUGCAUUGACCUGUGCAGUAUCAGGGAAAGUUGAGUCUGUCAUGUGGCUUGCAAUAACGGACUCUGCUGCUAAAAACCGAUACACAUUGAUCUAUGAUAACACGACUUUGGUCAUCCAAAAUGCACAGAAAUCAGACUCUGGAAUAUAUGGUUGUUUCAUACGAAACCCGUUCAGUAAAUCCAGCGCCUUCUACGAGCUGACAGUCAAAUGCAAAAGAUGCUGAUUCGAUUGACACAAAUAUAUUCAUUAUCCAGCCUUACUGUUCUCACUGGAUUGACGCUAACCUACACAUUGUACAGGCUUAGGCAUUACAAUGGAUUGACACUGAUGUAUUCAUUGUACAGACGUAGUCGUGGAUUGACAGUAAUGUGUUCACAGCCUGUCAUUACAGUGCUCACUGGAUUGACACUAAUAUACUUUCUGUACCGCUUUACCAUGUUCAGUGGUUUGAAACUAAUGGAUUUACUGUACAGAUGUUUUGUUCUCAAUGGAUUGACAUGAAUGUAUUCGCAGAACAGCCUUGCUUUUCUCACUGAAUUCAGAAAAAUGUAUUGUUUGUACAGCUUUACUAUGUUCAUUUGAGUGACAUACUACACUCACUGUACAGCCUUGAUGUGUUUGCUGGAUUGACGCAACAGGCAGUCCUUGAAUACAAAUAGCUUCUGUUUUCAAGUUGUUUUGUACGCUGUAAAUUAGUCAGAACAUAAUGCAGGACAAUAUAAAAUAACCAUUCACAAGUACAGGCAUCUUUUACAUGCAAGAUCUAUGACAUUGUUGCGAUUACAGAGGCAUGGCUGAAAGAGGGACAGAGCUGGCAAGUGAAAGUCCCAGAGUUUAGAUGUUCAGGUGUGAUAUAAAGGGAGAUAAAAGGCAUGGGGAAGUUGCAUUACUGAUAAAGCAAUAUCUGACAGCUGUACUGAGGAAGUAUAUAUUAGAGGGCUCGUGUUUCGAGGCAAUAUGGGUACGACUCAGGAAUAGGAAAGGUGAAAUCACAAUGCUCUAGUUACACUACAGGUCUCCCAACUGCCAGAGGAUAGAGGAAAGAAUAUGUAGACAGAUUUUGAAAAGAUGGAAAAACAGCAGGGUUGUCGUUGUGGGUGAUUUUAACUUCCCCUAUAUUGACUGAGGCUGAGAUGUGGCAGAAUUAGUAAGGACCAUUCAGGAGGGAUUCUUGACACAGUAUGUAAACAGUCCAACUAGGGAAAGAGAUAUAUUGGACCUGCGUUUGGGAAAUGAGACGGCUAGGUGAGUGAAGUUUCAGUGGGGGAGCAUGUUGGGAGUAGUGACCAUAAUACCGUGAGUUUUAAGAUACUCAUGGACACGGGUUGGGAGAAUGGGAGCUAUAGCAAUAAUAGGCAGCAAUAAGAGAACUUUGUUUGGAGGCAGCUUUUUGAAGGUAAAUCUACAUUCAGACAUGUGGGAGUAUUUCAAAUGGCAGUUAAUAAGAGUUCAGGGGAGGCACAUACCUGCGAGAAUGAGAGAUUGGUAUGGCAAGUUAUGUGAACCUUGGAUGACCAGGAAUGCUAUGACCCUUAGUCAGAACAAAAAGGAAGUAAACAUAAGGUCUAAGAGGAUGGGUGCUGACAAAACCCUUGAAGUACAUAAGGAAAUAGGAAAGAACUUAAACAAAGAAUUAGAAAGGCUAAAGAGGGUCAUGAAAAGUUGUUAGCAAACAGGAUCAAGGAGAAUCCCAGGUCUUUUCAUACAUAUAUAAAAAGCAAGCUGGUAGCCAGGGAAAGGGUUGCUCCACUCAGAGACAAAGGAGAAAAUCUGUGGCACCAGAAGAGGAAGAUGAAGUCCUAAGCAAAUACUUUGUGUCGGUAUUCAGCAAAGAAAAGGAAUUAGUGGAGGACGAUCUCAGAGAAGGAAGUGUUGAGCUUCUAAGUUAAAAAAGAAGAGAUGGUUUGCAUCUUAAAAAGUAUUAAGGUACAUAAAUUCCCUGGCCCUGAUGGGAUUGAUCCCAGAAUAUUGAAGGAGGCAAUAGAACAAUUGCUGGAGCAUUGACAGACAUCUUUGUGUCCUCUUUGGCCACAGAUGAGGUCCCAAAGGACUAGUGCAUAGCCAAUGUUGCCCCAAUGUUAAGACGGGGUAGUAGGGAUUAUCCUGCAAAUUGCAGGCCUGUGAGCCUCACAUCAGUGUUGGGAAAUUCUUGGAAGUGAUUCUCAGGAACAAGAUCUAUAUGCAUUUGGAAGCAAAUGGAAUUGUUAGUGAUAGAAAGCAUGGUUUUGUGUGGGAGAGGUCAUGCCUCACUAACUUCAUCGAGUUUUUCUGAAGAGGUGACGAAGAUGAUUGAUGAGGGUAAAGUGGUUUAUGUUGUCUGCAUGGGUUUUGGUAAAGGCUUUGACAAGUUCCCUCAUGAUAAACUGAUACAAAAGAAUCACAUGGUGCCAGGGGUGAGCUGGCAAGAUCAAUACAGAACUGACUUAGUCAUAGGAGGCAGAGGGUAGCGGUGGAAGGAUGUUUUUUUUGGCAUGGAGGGCUGUACUAGUGGUGUUCCACAGGGAUCAGUGCUGGACCUCUGCUGUUCGUGAUCCACAAAAAUGAUUUGGAGGAAAAUGUAGCUGGUCUAAUGCGUAAGUUUGCGGAUGAUACAAAGAUUGGUGGAGUUACACAUCGUGAGGAGGAUUGUCAGAGAAUACAGCAGGAUUGGAGGCUGAGACAGCAAAAUGACAAAUGUGAGGUAAUGCAUUUUGGAAGGUCAAGUACAAAUGGAACUUAUACAGUGAAUGGCAGCAGCCUGAGAACUACUGAUAUGCAGAGGGAUCUGAGUGUUCAAGUCCACACAUCUCUGAAGGUGACAGUGUAGGUUGAUAAAGUAGUAAUGUAGCUUAUGGCAUGUUUGCCUUCGUUGAAAGGGGUAUAGAGUAUAACGAUAGACAAGUUAUGCUGCUGCUUUAUAGAACUUUAGUUAGGCUGUACUUGGAAUAUUAUGAUGAUGUGGAGAUGCCAGUGCUGGACUGGGGUGAACAAGGUCAGAAAUCACACUACACUAGGUUAUAGUCCAGAGAUUUAUUUGAAAACACAAGCUUUUUGCUGUACUGUUCUAUGUUCUUUUGGGGCUUCAGUCCUUCUUCAGGUGUUAAGGAGAGAGGUAGUAUCAGACACUGAAUUUAUAAGUAAAUGAUCAAAGGUUCACUCCAUUGAUGAGGAUGUACUAAACAUACCUAAAAUGCUGUUAAAUCUUUACUCAGUUAGAAAGGUUUAAUUGAUUAAUAUGUGUAUGUAAUUCCCUGAAUUCCUUUCAAGUCACUGUCCUGAGACAACUAAAGGUUUUAUCAUUUUAAAGAAAAGGUGACGUUUUAGGUCAGACAAUGCAUGUUACACGUGAGACCUUGUUUAGAUUUUGUUUGUGUUUUAGUUUGGAGUCAGAAUGAUUUUAUUUCUAAGGUGGGAAUUUAUAAAACACCAUAUUGACUGACUGGCUGUAAGUUGUGUUUUAUUAACAAAAUAAAAUGUAUAUGCAAAUACAAA
Molecule: messenger RNA, 4196 nt
Organism: Stegostoma tigrinum
Lineage: Eukaryota; Metazoa; Chordata; Chondrichthyes; Orectolobiformes; Stegostomatidae
Product: carcinoembryonic antigen-related cell adhesion molecule 7-like
Exons: 5
Coding region: 301-948 (215 amino acids)
Source: RefSeq, a predicted model, not a curated record